Molecule: messenger RNA, 327 nt
Organism: Penicillium cinerascens
Lineage: Eukaryota; Fungi; Ascomycota; Eurotiomycetes; Eurotiales; Aspergillaceae
Gene: rpp1
Product: ribosomal protein P1
Exons: 4
Coding region: 1-327 (108 amino acids)
Biological process (GO): translational elongation; cytoplasmic translation
Cellular component (GO): ribosome; cytosolic large ribosomal subunit
Molecular function (GO): protein kinase activator activity; structural constituent of ribosome; ribonucleoprotein complex binding
Source: RefSeq, a predicted model, not a curated record
AUGUCUACCGCCGAGCUCGCCUGCUCUUACGCCGCCCUCAUCCUGGCUGAUGACGGCCUUGAGGUCUCCGCCGACAAGAUCCAGACCCUCAUCUCUGCCGCCAAGGUUGAGGAGGUUGAGCCCAUCUGGGCCACCAUCUUCGCCAAGGCUCUUGAGGGCAAGGACAUCAAGGACCUCCUGACCAACGUUGGCUCCGCCGGUCCCGCCGCCGCUGCUGGCCCCGCCGCUGCCGGUGGUGCUGCUGCCCCCGCCGAGGCUGCCGCCGAGGAGAAGGAGGAGGAGAAGGAGGAGUCCGACGAGGACAUGGGCUUCGGUCUGUUCGACUAA